This is a messenger RNA of Zingiber officinale, 1323 nucleotides long. RefSeq lists its product as uncharacterized. The coding region runs from base 1 to 1323 and encodes 440 amino acids. The record is from RefSeq and is a predicted model, not a curated record. NCBI's taxonomy places the organism in Eukaryota, Viridiplantae, Streptophyta, Magnoliopsida, Zingiberales, Zingiberaceae. The transcript has a single exon. Gene Ontology annotation, molecular function: RNA-DNA hybrid ribonuclease activity; nucleic acid binding.
AUGCUGCCUCCAAGAAAUCUGAAAGAAGCCCAACAUCUUACCGGACGGAUAACAACUUUAUCAAGGUUCAUCUCAAAAUCUGCCGACCGGAGCUUGCCCUUUUUCAAAAUCCUGCGUCGAGCCACAAAGUUUCAAUGGGAUGAAGAAUGUGAUCGGGUGUUCGAAGAACUCAAGUCUUAUCUCAAUUCUUUGCCCGUGCUCGCCAAGCCGGUUGUUGGUGAACCCCUAAGAAUCUACCUAUCCUUGACCGAGCAUGCGGUCGGCUCGGCUCUUGUAAGGCCAAACAGCGAGGAGCAGCCUGUAUACUUUUUGAGCCAUAUAUUGAAAGACACUGAAUCUUGCUACACCGGCCUCGGAAAGCUCGCAUUCACGUUAAUACUGGUUGUUCGGAGGCUUCACCCAUACUUCCUCGCACACACUAUCAUUGUGAGAACCAACAGUCCCCUGGGACGAGUCCUCCUCAACCCGGAAGCCUCCGGACGGUUGAUCAAGUGGACAACAGAGCUUAGCGAAUUCGAUAUCCAGUAUCAAUCCCGAACUUCUAUUAAGACACAAUCUUUGGUAGAUUUCGUCACCGAAGUACAAAACCCCAAGGCGGAGGCCACGUGGCGGAUAUAUAUAGACGGAUCGUCCACUCGGCAAGAAGGGGGAAUUGGUGUGCUGCUAGUUUCUCCUUGGGACGAACGGAUGCAUCUGGCCGUCCGGCUAGACUAUCGGGCCACCAAUAAUGAGGCCGAGUAUGAGGCCCUCAUAGCCAUCUUACAGGCCGCACGACAUGUGGGAGCAGUCAAGGUUUUGAUCCACUCAGAUUCUCAGCUAGUCGCUCAGCAACUUGUCAGAAACUUUGAGAUAAGCAAUCCAAGGCUCAGACUCUACGCCGAGGCAUUUGAAAGGCUAAAGGGCAAUUUUGAAGAAGUGAUCAUACAAAAGAUUCCUCAAUCAGAAAAUCAAGCUGCUAAUGAUUUAGCCAAGCUCGCCAGUUCCAUAUCACCAGUCGUUAUUCAACAAUCGGUCGAACAGGUAGCCCUAGUAGCUCACGUAGACAGGAUGGAAGGGCUCAACUUUCCCCAUGACUGGCGGACGAUCAUAAUGGAAUUCUUGAAGUCCGGGGCCACACCCUCCGAUCGGGAGGAAACACAUCUGCUUCGAAGAAGGGCUGGUCAUUUCGCCCUGAUCGGAGAACAACUUUAUAAGAAAGCAUUCUCCCAGCCUUUACUUAAGUGUGUCAGUCCAGAAGACGUUGACUAUAUACUACAAAAGGUGCAUCAAGGGUCCUACGGAGGACAUCCGGGCGACCGCUCAUUAGCAAGAAAGGUCCUUUAG